This is a messenger RNA of Phalaenopsis equestris, 1936 nucleotides long. Its product is annotated as protein DETOXIFICATION 14-like. The record is from RefSeq and is a predicted model, not a curated record. Gene Ontology annotation, molecular function: xenobiotic transmembrane transporter activity; antiporter activity. Gene Ontology annotation, biological process: xenobiotic detoxification by transmembrane export across the plasma membrane. Lineage: Eukaryota; Viridiplantae; Streptophyta; Magnoliopsida; Asparagales; Orchidaceae. Gene Ontology annotation, cellular component: membrane. Bases 5 to 1432 code for a protein of 475 amino acids. The transcript is spliced from 7 exons.
GUCAAUGGAGGAAGGCUUGCUUGCAAAAGAAGAGAGAGAAGUGACGACCGGUUUGGAGUUUAGAGAAGAGGGAGGGAGGCUUGGUAGGGUGGCAGUGCCAAUGGUCAUUGUUUCUGUGGCACAAUAUAUGAUUAACGUUAUAUCGACGAUGUUGGUGGGGCAUCUCGGCGAGCUGCCUCUAGCCGGAGCUUCUAUUGCCGCCUCUCUCACCAGUGUUACUGGCUUUACCAUUCUGAUUGGAAUGGCAAGUGCAUUGGAAACUCUAUGCGGUCAAGCUUAUGGAGCACAGCAAUACCAGAAGCUUGUAAUACACACAUGCAGUGCCAUCUUCUCUCUUACAUUAGUCAGCCUUCCUAUUUCUAUCAUAUGGCUAUCAAUGGGAAAACUGCUUCUAUUCAUAGGUCAAGACCCAAAAAUCUCAGAAGAAGCAGGGAAGUUUGCGGUGUGGACCAUCCCAGCAAUCUUUGCCUACGCCGCAUCUCAACCUUUAAUGAAAUUUCUCCAGUCACAAAGCGUCAUUCUACCCAUGCUUCUUAGCUCCAUAGCUACUCUUUGCUUUCACAUACCAGUCUCUUGGUAUCUUAUUUUUAAGUCGGGAUUGGGCAUUGUUGGGGCUGCUCUUUCCAUAAGCAUAUCAUAUUGGAUGAAUACAGUCAUGCUUGUACUGUAUAUAUUUCAUUCUACUACUUUCAAGAAAAUGUCUUUGCCACUCUCAAAGGAGGCUUUCAAAGGAAUCAAACAGUUCUUUAGAUUUGCUUGUCCAACAGCAAUCAUGAUAUGUCUUGAAUAUUGGUCAUUUGAAAUGUUGAUUCUUCUCUCUGGGCUUUUGCCAAAGCCAAAACUUGAAACAUCUGUGCUAUCCAUAUGUCUCACAACCAUAUCACUACUUUACAACAUUCCUUAUGGACUUGGAGCUUCAGCUAGCACGAGGAUAUCAAACGAAUUAGGAGCUGCAAAUCCAAAAAGAGCUCGUUUAGCUGUACAUGUUGUCAUGUUUAUUAUAGUGAUGGAAGCCAUCAUAAUGAGUGUGACUUUAUUCUCCAUGCGUUACAUUCUGGGUUAUGCUUACAGCAAUGAGGAGGAGGUAGCAGAUUACGUUAAGGAUAUGGUUCCAUUGGUGUGUCUAACGGUUUUUAUGGAUAGUCUUCAGGGCGUGCUAUCAGGUGUUGCACGAGGAUGCGGAUGGCAGAACAUUGGUGCGUACGUAAACCUCAUUGCAUUUUAUCUGAUUGGAAUCCCAACAGCUGUAGUUCUUGGUUUUAUAUUGCAUAAUGGAGGGAAGGGGCUUUGGAUUGGUCUUCUAUGUGGAUCUACGGCUCAAACAAUCUUGCUUUCUUUUGUAACAAUUCUAACGAACUGGGAGAGACAGGUAGAAAGGGCGAGAGAGAGGCUAUAUAAAGAAACAGUAACAUUGGUGAACAACUACAAGUGAAUGUGGAUUCAUACUUGCUCUAUCUUGUAAGGCUGAAAGAUGAGAGAGAUUUCAGAUUUUGAAGACUCGAAUGCACGAUGCUGGCUCAAGCAGUAUUUUUGGUUCUGUUUAGCGCGUAAAUUUUAGGGAUUCUAAUAGAUUAUUAAUGUUAUACAACGAAAAAAUUAAUUCAAAAGCACAACACAUUUGGAGAAAGUUGGCUAAAAGUUUCAUUAUGGAUAAUACUCAAACUAAAAAGAACCAAAGUCUUUUCGGAAACUUGGUACGUUUUUAUGUUUCUCCCUAUUUAUGUGAUUGAGCACCUCUGCAAAGUCUUGAGCAAUAAUAUGUCCGGCUGAGUUCCAACAUCCUCAUGCACAUGUAUAGAUGAUUUUCAGCAAAGCUUGGAUGCUCCUAUUGUUUCGAAAAGUUGUUUUAAUUUCGAGAUUCGUGUUAAGUUAGCUUAAUAUUUUGUUACAUUUCUUGUACAUUGUAUAACAGUUUUUAUGGCUUGUGUUACUUAUA